Molecule: messenger RNA, 7209 nt
Organism: Antrostomus carolinensis (chuck-will's-widow)
Lineage: Eukaryota; Metazoa; Chordata; Aves; Caprimulgiformes; Caprimulgidae
Gene: HIVEP1
Product: HIVEP zinc finger 1
Exons: 9
Biological process (GO): regulation of transcription by RNA polymerase II
Cellular component (GO): nucleus
Molecular function (GO): RNA polymerase II cis-regulatory region sequence-specific DNA binding; zinc ion binding; DNA-binding transcription factor activity, RNA polymerase II-specific
Source: RefSeq, a predicted model, not a curated record
AUGGAGCAUGGCAAAGAGCAGGCUGCAGCUGUCUUUGGCACGUCUGUUUGGCACCAGAGGAGUCCCAGUUUUUAUCCUGUGGAGCUGCUUUUUCUUGUCGGUGUUGUGGAUAAAAUUGAAGAAGCACAAAAACAGCUUAAUGGAACAGAAGACCAACAGAGAGAAAUCACCGAUGCUGGUACUAGAGGAACCCAAGAUACAGUUAAGGGUGUGAAAAGAAAAAAGAUUGUGACUGAAAACCACCUAAAGAAAAUACCAAAAUCGCCUUUAAGAAGCCCUGCCGAAGCCAAGGUUAAGCAAAAUGUAGACCCAUCACCACUAAAAGCUCUUUUGGAUGCCUCGGAACACGCCACGGCACAGGAUCACCCGCCCGUGCAAAAUGGAAAUCAAUGUACCAAACAGAACGGGGGAGCGCUUAGUAGUGAGAUAAGUGUUGAAACAACCAAAUCUGAGACAUCAAUGCAGACAAAGCUUUCGUUGACGCAUCAGUCCUUAGAUUUGGGUAAACGGGCAGUGGAGGAUACUGAUGCAAACCAACUGAACUCACCAGAGAAGAAGUCUCUCUCAAACUCCUCAUCAAGUAAAACAAAGACUGACAGUAAUGAAUGUAUUAAUUUUGUUGAUUGCAGUACGUCAUCCCCAUGUACACGUACCGCAUUCGAUGUCUUAUUAAAAGCUAUGGAGCCUGAACUGAACACCUUAGCACAAGAGUGCCCCCCUUAUGGGAUGCAGAUAGAGAAACUGAGACCAAAUAAAACUGUAAGCACCUCUUCUAGUCUCACGUCCAAUACAAUGAGCGUUCAAAAUCAGUCCGCUUUGUCACAGCAUGAAUUUGCAGCUGGACCUCACUAUUACCCGUGUACGUUAAACAAUGUGCAUGUAGCAGCAACAGCCAAGACUGGACAAGCACAAGGCCAAUCGGUUUCUCAGUCGCAAGAUCUUAUUACUAAAGCUAGUCAACAAAAUCACCAGGUUGUUAUGUGUCCAAGUUUCACUAGGUCGCUGGUGCAACAGCAGAGUCAAGAAAACCCCAAGCUCCAGCAGAUAUACAGCAUUGCGGUAACUUCAUCUGUUGUUCCCACCUCAUCUUCCACUGUAACUCAGGUUUUUCCUCAAAACCAGUUAGUAGCUAGUUCAUCUUCACCUUUGUCAAUUAGCACAUCGAGUUCAACACACUUGUCUAUAGGUCCCAUGUAUAAUUCAGCCCAGAUAGCUUCAGUUGUAAACCACGGUGUAGAACAAAUAUGUAACCUCUUGAAAGACCAGAAGCCUAAAAAACUAGGGAAAUACGUCUGUGAGUAUUGCAACCGGGCCUGUGCCAAGCCCAGCGUUCUCCAAAAGCACAUCCGAUCCCAUACUGGAGAGCGACCGUAUCCUUGUGUGACGUGUGGGUUUUCAUUUAAAACCAAAAGCAAUCUGUACAAGCACAAAAAAUCUCAUGCGCAUGCUAUCAAACUUGGACUUGUCCUACAACCAGAUUCAGGUGGCCUCUUCUUGUCUCAUGACUCAGACAAAGCACUUAGCAUUCAUUCAGACGUGGAAGAAAGCGGUGAAAGUGAGGAUGAGGGCACUGCUGAUGAAAGACAAGAUGAUCAAGAACUGGAACCCACACAAAUAGUGAAAGUCAUUUCGAGUGCAGAAACAUUAAGGAAAGGAAGUCCUAUUCCACUCAGCAACCCAGACUGUCUACCAGGUGACUCUUCAUUACAUGAUACAGAACCUCAAGUAAGGGCAGCUUUACCAAAAGUUGUAGUUCAUCCUGUAAAUGUUUCUCCAUUAAGGGCUGAUAGCCCCAAAGUAACAGAACCAGCACCCGAGCUUGCAGCAGCACAGAGAAAAGGAGAUUUUAAAGUGACAACUCUCCAGUCAAACGUAACACACACAGCCUCGUUCAAGGAGAGUGACAUAAAGCAACAUCAGAAAGUAGAAAUGGGCCUGUCAGAGGAACAGCUGGGGUCUGCAGUAGGAACAGUGCAUGCUCAGCUCCAGAGACAACAGGCAACCGAAGGUUCCCAAGAUCAGCAAGGAAAAAGUCUGUUGAGCCCUAGAAGUUUGGGUAGUACUGAUUCUGGUUAUUUUUCUCGUUCUGAAAGUGCCGAUCAAACGAUGAGCCCACCAGCUCCUUUUGUAAGAGGAUUGCUGACCUCUGAGAAAGAUCCAAAUAAAAAUCUGCCCUGUGUGCCACGAGGAAGCGGUGUGGUAGCAUCAGUGGUACAGACUGUUUGUUCUGAAAAAAACCUGAUUCUCUCAGGCCAAAUGCGACCUCCCAUGGCGACAAAAACCCUUGAGGAGCGGAUCUCAAAGUUAAUUUCUGAUAAUGAAGCUGUUGUGGAUGACAAACAGUUAGAUAGUGUGAAACCAAGAAGAACAUCUCUUUCAAGAAGGGGAAGCAUAGAUUCACCAAAAUCCUACAUAUUUAAAGACUCUUUCCAGUUUGAUUUAAAGCCCAUGGGAAGAAGAACUAGCUCAAGCUCUGAUAUACCAAAGUCUCCUUUCACACCCACUGAGAAAUCAAAGCAAGUUUUCCUUCUUUCUGUACCAUCCCUUGACUGUUUACCUAUAACACGAAGUAAUUCCAUGCCUACUACCAGUUACUCAGCAGUACCUCCAAAUGUAAUACCUCCCCCUCAUCCCCUUCGAGGAAGUCAGUCAUUUGAUGAUAAAAUUGGCUCCUUAUACGAUGAUGUUUUUGUAUCUGGACCUGCUACUCCACUGAACCAAGGCGGACAUCCUCGGCCCCUUGUUAGACAGGCAGCAAUAGAAGAUUCUUCUACUGGCGAAAACCAAAUUCUGGGACCAGUGCGACCUCCAGAAGAAAGUUAUCUGGGGUGUAAUUUAUCAAAUGAAUCUUUAUUGCAAAGGAGUAAGUCCCUAGCACAGGCAUCAAGUUUAGAAAAAACAAAGAAGUCCCCUCAGGUGCGAGGAACAAUGUUUGAGUGUGAAACCUGCAGAAACAGGUAUAGAAAACUGGAAAAUUUUGAAAACCACAAGAAAUUUUAUUGUUCAGAGUUGCAUGGACCUAAAACUAAAGCAGCAAUCCGAGAGCCUGAGCAUAAAAAUGUUCCAAAUAGUACACAGCCUCAAAUUCUACACUACAGAGUCACUACUUCAACUGGCGUCUGGGAGCAGACACCCCAGAUAAGGAAAAGGAGGAAAAUGAAAAGUGUUGGUGAUGACGAUGACCCUCAGCAAAACGAUACAAGCAUACCAUCAAAGAACGCAGAAGUCCAAAGCAAGCCAGCAAAUUCUUCCAGUCUGUCGAAACACAGUGCGACAACAGUGGUGGGAUCACAACAGCCAAGCAACCUUCUACUUCAGAGUUCCCAAAUUCAGCUUGUGGCUCGAGGUACAGAUCAGACUACUGAGCCAAAGAUGGCUCCGCUCAUUGAAAAGCAGCCAAGUUCAGUUGUGCAAGAGAAGGUGGAGUUGAAGAGACAAGGGACUGGCAUUUCAGUAAUACAGCACACCAAUUCACUGAGCAGAAACAGCUCAUUUGAGAAAUCAGAGUCGUUUGAAAGAGUAUCACCAGUUUCUUCUCAAGAGCCCAACAAGGUUGCGAAGCACCGCUCCGUGAAUACGAUUGUCAUCCAGGAGGACAGACACUCUCAUCUGAAUAGUCCCCAACAUCAUCAACCUCUGUCGUCAGAAGCACCUAGAGGGGACGUUCAGGGAAGCCAAAUAGUUUCUAAUGAGAGAAGCGCACCGCUUCAGCCGUCGAGACUUGUUCGUCAGCAUAACAUCCAGGUUCCUGAAAUACUGGUCACAGAAGAACCAGACAGGGACCAAGAAAACCAAUGCAGCGAUCAGGAAAAGACAGAAAGGUUUAAUUGGCCACAGCGCAGCGAAACGCUGUCAAAACUGCCAACAGAAAAGCUUCCACCAAAGAAGAAAAGAAUUCGCUUGGCUGAAAUGGAGCAUUCAUCUGCCGAGUCAAGUGUUGACUCCACGCUUUCCAGAAGCCUAAGUCGGGAGAGUAGUUUAUCUCAUGCCUCCAGUUUCUCAGCUUCACUCGAUAAAGAUGAAACUUUGAAGGCUGAGAACCCUUCCAAAGCAGAACCUGUUAGCAAGUCGUCAGAGUUCCUCUUGAUUCCCGCUGGCUCACACGCGCUGGCUGUGCCUGGCCCUCACUGCAGGGAAAUGAGACGUGCCGCCUCGGAGCAGAUUAGCUGCACGCAGCCGUCAAUGGAGGUUGUGGACUACAGGAGUAAGUCUUUUGACUGUGGGAGCAUGUCUCCCUCAAGACCUGCCUCGCUCGUAGAGAUAGCUGCUCCAAAAGCAUCAUCUGCAAAUGGAGUUACUGGGCACGUGCCUCUGCUAGAAAGGAGAAGGGGGCCAUUUGUAAGACAGAUAUCUUUAAAUAUUGCUCCAGAAAGUCAUCAGCCUCAAGUUCAAUCGACUUCCUCAUUUCAAACAGCUCACGCUACGGAUGUGCCCACAGUGCCAUUGCACAGGCUGCAGACCUCCAGCAAAUCUUUGGUAGAGUUUCCUUCAAGUACUCAGCAUUCACAGUCUCACUCCAGGCCUCCUCACUCAGCAAUUCAGAAUUGUAACCCUGUUACCCUGUCUUCAGUUCAGCAGCCUCUAGAUCGCGUGUUGAAUAAUAAAGGACAGCCAUCCUCAACACAUCAGCUUUCCCAGACAUCGACCAAACCAUCAGCCCAAGGGGAACAAGUGAGCACGUACCUACUUUCUUGUCAUCCCGAGGAAAAGAAGGAUUGUUUUGCUCCAAAAUAUCAACUUCAAGUUAAAACAUUACAUAUAGGUCAGCCAUACUCUUCUAAAUUACUAAAAAAUACUUUAUCAACUCAGACAGUUCCAAGUCAAGUUGGGGUGGACCAGAACACAUCCUCUUUUGAAUUGCAGACUAAACUGUCGGACGUGUCUAAUCCAUACUCUGUGCCUCCUCUAAAGCAAAUUGUCCCAAAUAACUGCAGCAGUCAAGUGCACCAGAUUCCUCCUUUCGUGGUUCCCGUCCGUAUUCACAGCAGUAUGCCAUCCUAUGGCUUUGCAACUGUUACACCCCUUCCUCACAUUUUAGUGACCCAGGAUCAGGUCAAUCCAUCUGUUUGCAAAACAAAUGUUGCAACAGUGCCAACACUUGAAGGCAAAACUCAACUGCCAAAAUCUCACAAAGAUCAUCAGAGGACUUUGCCAAAUUCGUUUGAAUUUGAAAAUUCACUACCAGAAAGUGGAACCAGAAAUUCACCUUUGUCAAGCUCUUUGAACAUUAUUCAGAAAGUGCCAGUUAGCGGACUCUUCCCUCAACAAGAAGCUACAGCUUCAAGUAAACGAAUGCUUUCCCCAGCCAACAGUUUAGAUAUUGCCAUGGAGAAACAGCAAAAACGUGUUAAAGAUGAGAGUGGAGCUGCUUGCGUGACAGAUGCUAGACCAUUGCAUUCACUGAACGUUAGAUCUAAUGACCCUACUAGUAAGCAGAAGAAACCAGUUUUGGUAAGGCAGGUUUGCACCACAGAGCCUCUUGAAAAUCACCUCUUAGAUCCUGAUGGUGUUGCACAGCAUGAAAAAAGCAGCAAAGCUGGUACUUCAGACCUGCUGUUGCCUGACUGUCAUUCCUCUGACACUGGGGUUUCAGAGACCCGAAAGGAGUCACCAGAAUCUGAAGACCAUCAGUCUUCAGCAUCACCAGUGUCUGUAGUUAGAAAACCAUCUGAAUUGUCUCCAGUGAAUAAUGAGAGUUCUCUUCUCAAGGCUGUAAGCAGCAGUCAAGAAAGAAGGUCCCCAAGUAACAGCAGUGAGAGCAAACAAAUCAAUAGCCAGGGGCAAGCAAAUCCUGUAACUAUGUUGGCUGCCAUGAACACAGGAGAAAUGCAGAGGUUGUCAUUUCCAAGCCUCAAGACCUCAACAAGUUUUACCUGGUGUUACCUCCUGAAGAGAAAACCAUUGCAUCUGCUGCAAAACGAUCAGAAAAUCUCAGCCUAUUCUACCUGGACCAUUAGUCCCAACAAUCCCAAUCCUCUUGGUUUGUCGACAAAAGUAGCUCUCUCCCUCCUCAAUUCAAAACAAAAAGUUGAAAAACCGCUCUACACUCAAGCAAGAACUUCUCACCCCAGAUCUGAUGUAUUGGUCUAUUCAAGCAAGUGGAAGAACAGCUUAACCAAGAGAGCAUUAAAUCGAAAAAAAAUGGCUGUAACCGAAUUCAGCAACAAGGAAAACUCUGAAUCAAGCACUGAGCACAAUAAAGAAAAUUCCUUUGUCAAAACUGAACCAAGAAGAGUUAAAAUAUUUGAUGGAGGGUACAAGUCAAAUGAAGAUUAUGUGUAUGUUCGGGGGAGAGGGAGAGGGAAAUAUAUCUGUGAAGAAUGUGGAAUACGUUGCAAGAAACCCAGCAUGCUCAAGAAGCAUAUUCGCACCCAUACAGAUGUCCGUCCUUACCACUGCAAUUACUGCAACUUUUCCUUCAAAACUAAAGGAAAUUUAACAAAACAUAUGAAGUCAAAGGCACAUAGCAAGAAAUGCCUGGAUUUGGGAGUCUCAGUAGGCUUAAUAGAGGACCAGGAUGGAGAAGAAGAACUUGGUGAGAAGCAAAGAUUUGGCUAUGACCGGUCAGGAUAUGACGUGGAGGAGUCUGAUGGUGCGGAUGAAGAUGAAAAUGACAAUGAAGAUGAUGAUGAAGACAGCCAGGCUGAGUCAGUCCUAUCCACAACCCCCUCGGUGACAGCCAGCCCCCAGCAUCACCCCUCUCGACACGGCCUGCAGGACACCGCCAGCGCUGAUGAAGACAUCAGACUUCCAGACUGUUUUGCUGGAGUUCACACGGACUCUAUGGAUGGGCUUCCAAAGGCGCUGCUGACAAAGAUGACAGUCCUGAGCACAGUGCAGUCGGUGAGCAGGAUCUCCAGGUCACCAGCAGAAUUCACCCAUCAGGAAGCACAUGAGGAUAAAGCCCAGGAGAGAGGAGCAGGUUCCCGUAGUGCUAGUGAAGCAUUGGUCGAUGUCGCUCCUACAUCUCCAGGUCGCCAGAUGUCUGUGGAUUACCCUGAUCCAGAAGCAGCCUUGGGCCGCUCCUUAAUACCAACUGCAGCUCUUACGAAGAGCACCCCCUCCGUCAGCUCUCCCUCUUCGCCAGCGGACCGCAGCCUGCAGACGACAGCUCCAUCGCCCUAUGUGGAAAUCCCUGAGGAGAAGCUGUCCGGGUGCCCGCAGCAACCCACCAAGCUGAGGGCUCCCCAGACUCACCUCUUCAGCCAC